UUCUGAAGCCCAAAGCUGCACUUCGUGUGUCAAAGGAAAAGAGGUGAGAUUUUUGCUCGGAGGAUCAGUUGGGAUUUUAGAAAUUUUUACCUGUUUGAGCGCUCCCCACACCCGCAGACAUCAUGUGUACAGGAGCCUGUUCUAAGUUCAUCGCCAUCCCGCUCUAUAUCCUGGCUGCGGUGUCCAUCAUCUGCAACAUCAUGCUCUUCUUCCCUGACUUUGACACGACGUAUGCAUCCCAAGACCGGGAGGGGGAGGAGCGCAUCACGGUGGAGGUCAAAUACAUGGCAGGCCUCAUAGGAGGAGGAAUCCUGGUCCUCGUUCCUGCCAUCCACACUCACCUGACCAGCGCUAAAAACUGCUGUGCCAACCGCUGUGGGAUGUUCCUGUCCAUUGGUUUUGCAGCAGCUGGUGCGGUGGGGGCCAUUUACAGUCUGAGUGUGGCUGCCCUGGGCCUGUCUAAUGGGCCAACAUGCCUUUGGAGCAAUCUUCUAAGCCCCAUUCCUCAAUGGGGGACACCCUUCGCCAGCAGUAACGGGAGCUACCUGGGCGAUAAAGCAAUGUGGGAUUGGUGCAUAGUUCCAAAGAAUGUGGUUGAAUUCAACGUGGGACUGUUCUCCACUCUGCUGGUGGCGGCCUGCUUCGAACUCGCCCUCUGUCUCAUCCAGAUGGUCAACGGACUCUUUGGAUGUCUCUGUGGCACCUGCGGCGGCAAGGAAUAAGCUCAACCACGACACACCAUGACCUCUUGAAGAAUAAAUGACAGGGAUCAUCAUCACAUUCAUCAACUCAAUUCAUCACCACUAUCAUAACCUACUGUAUCAUGGGGGGGUUUGAGAUAGGGGUUGAAUGUCUCUAUAAACACAGUCCUAUCUGUCCAAAUCCUCAUUAUUCUUAUUACUAAUUCUUCAAAAGGAAUGACUGGGAUGAUCAAUAAAUAUUUCUUCUGUACCUAUUUUAUUUUUCUCAUAUUAUACUGAUUGUAGAUGGAAAAACUGAUGUGUGCUAUAUUUGUAUCUGUACAAUUGUACGUUUUAAAAUAUUUUGUAAUAAAGCUUUGAACAUAAGAUAAAAAGGAGGUACUUCAGGUUUUCUAGUAAGCUAAACCUAUAGAUUAACUGUGUCUUGUUGUGUUUGCAUUUGAUUAUCACUUUACAAUGAAACAAAUUAAUAUUUUAUCAAAUAUUUUCCAUUGUUACAGAUUAA
Messenger RNA from Trematomus bernacchii (emerald rockcod), 1206 nucleotides. RefSeq lists its product as uncharacterized. The coding region runs from base 123 to 722 and encodes 199 amino acids. The record is from RefSeq and is a predicted model, not a curated record. The transcript is spliced from 5 exons. Gene Ontology annotation, cellular component: membrane. NCBI's taxonomy places the organism in Eukaryota, Metazoa, Chordata, Actinopteri, Perciformes, Nototheniidae.